This is a messenger RNA of Malaclemys terrapin pileata, 6854 nucleotides long. RefSeq names its product solute carrier family 35 member D1 (gene SLC35D1). The record is from RefSeq and is a predicted model, not a curated record. The coding region runs from base 1 to 1053 and encodes 350 amino acids. Gene Ontology annotation, molecular function: antiporter activity; GDP-fucose transmembrane transporter activity. NCBI's taxonomy places the organism in Eukaryota, Metazoa, Chordata, Testudines, Emydidae. Gene Ontology annotation, cellular component: Golgi apparatus. The transcript has 12 exons.
AUGUCGGCCGCCGCGCGCAGACGCCAGGCAGCCGGGGCGCUGCGAGAAGCCCCCGCUGGCGGAGAUGAGGAGCCGGGCAUGGCGGCCCCGAGCCUCAGCGUCUGCCUCAAGCUGCUGGCGGCGGCGCUCUACGGGUUCAGCUCCUUCCUCAUCGUGGUGGUGAACAAGAGCGUCCUCACCAGCUACGGAUUUCCCUCCUCACUAUGUGUUGGACUAGGCCAGAUGCUGGCCACGGUGACUGUGCUUUGGGUGGGAAAGGCGCUCAGGGUGGUGAAGUUUCCAGACUUUGACAGAAAUAUACCUCGAAAGACAUUUCCACUACCUCUUCUAUAUUUUGGGAACCAAAUCACAGGACUCUUCAGCACAAAGAAACUGAACUUGCCAAUGUUCACGGUUCUGAGAAGGUUUUCUAUUCUGUUUACAAUGUUUGCUGAAGGAAUUUUACUCAAGAAGAAAUUUUCUUGGGGCAUUCAGAUGACAGUGUUUGCAAUGAUAAUUGGUGCAUUUGUAGCUGCUAGUGCUGACUUGGCAUUUGAUCUAGAAGGAUAUAUUUUUAUCCUGAUUAAUGAUGUCUUGACAGCUGCAAAUGGUGCAUAUGUAAAACAGAAACUGGAUUCAAAGGAGCUGGGAAAGUAUGGUCUGCUUUAUUACAAUGCACUGUUUAUGAUUCUUCCCACCUUGGCCAUAGCCUAUUUCACAGGAGAUGCGCAAAAGGCAAUGGAAUAUAAAGGCUGGGCAGAUACACUCUUCGUUAUACAGUUUACACUCUCAUGUGUAAUGGGGUUUAUUUUGAUGUACUCCACAGUUCUUUGCACUCAGUAUAAUUCUGCUCUUACAACUACAAUAGUUGGCUGUAUUAAGAAUAUAUUAAUAACAUAUAUCGGAAUGUUUUUUGGGGGAGACUAUAUUUUCACAUGGACAAACUUCAUUGGGUUAAAUAUCAGUAUUGCUGGAAGCCUGGUGUAUUCUUACAUCACUUUUACAGAAGAGCAAUUGAACAAGCAGUCUGAAGCUACUAUCAAGAUGGAUAUUAAAGGAAAAAGCUCAGUAUGACCAGGGGAUUACUUAUAAGAAGUAACUCCUUCUUUGUUGUUGUUUUUUCCAACGAUCACUGGUGGUAUACAGUAAAAAUAUUACAAUGUGGGUGUCUGUUACGGAAUAAUGCUGGUACUCUGCAUUUGCACAAUCUAAAUAUGCUGCCUUUUAAAAAUUUCUAUUAAAAAGAGAUUUAUAAUUGACUGCACAUUAAAUAUACAGCUGGUUAAUUUAAUCUGGACUAUGAGGAAUACAUCUUUUGUAAUUUAUUAUGAUCCAGUCUGGUGGUAGAACCGUGCACAGAUGAUGUAAACGCUUUGAUUUUACAGGAGUACCAUUAAUAUUCUUAGAUACAAUUUUGUUUUCUUGCAAGAAAACUUGUCCUAACCUAUCAUUUACAGUUUAGCUUGCAUCUGGGUUGUCUUGCAGCUAAGCAUAUCAAUGGGCAAUAAUAAAUAUUUUUAAUUAGCUUUUAGGGUGAAUGAUUGACUCAGCUCCAUCCCCCCCUUCAUGCUGUCUAAAAGGGCCAGGGUGAUGUCAAGGGUCUCAAAAAGCCCUGCAUCCCUUUCAGGGCAGAAUUCCUCAGUUCAGGCACAUCAGGCUGCCUUCGGAGGAACCCCUCACAAACCCUGGUGUGGGGGCAUGCCAGUUAUGGGGAUGAGUGGGCUGGUACUGGGGGUAGAAGUGUUGCUGUAGCACGGAGCCUUGUGGAGAUUCUGGGCAGUGCUGCAGCCCAGAAGACCCCUGUGGGAAACUAUUGUAGCUUAGAUAAGCCCCCUGGGGGUGGAACAGGGAGGACUCUCCAGUCCCUGAAGCAGUUGGGCAAAAAGAUGAUUUAAAGCCAGCAUAGAUCCCUCUGUGCUGGGCUACAAGUUCUGUGCUGUGCCUCAUGGAGAGGCAACAUGGAAUCUCACCCCUUAUCUCAGAAAACGCAAGCUAACAGAUUAGUUUACUUUAUUUUCGAGAAGGAAGCUACUGAAGCAGGGUAACAUUUAUAGACUUUCACUAACUAUAAGCCAACUGUAGGCCCUGCAUAGAUCAUGAAAAGAAGAUACAUAUUUCUGGCAGUUUUGAUUUCUUGUCAAUAUUAAGCUUUCAGAGGAACAAGAAAAAGGGAAAGAGGAGUUUUUUCUCUAGAGCUAGAAUAUAUACAGAAAUGGAGGGAGACUGAAAUAUAACUCCUUUCUUUUAUUUACUAAGGAAAGGAAUGGCUCUGCAACGUUGCAUAUGCAAGUGCAGAUCUUUCAGCAGAAGUAUCAAUUCUGCAAUACACUCUUAUUUCAGUCAGUCAUCCGGUUUUACGUUUUUGGCCAAAACAUUGGCUUGAAUAGUCAGUGAUUUUAGUAGAGGUUUAAUUUUGUUCAUUAACUUUUAAGCCUGUGCUCAUCCUGCUCAGAUUCUGCAUGCAUCACAACAGCUUAGUACCUCUUCUUGUAAAGCUGGUAUAGGAUGGUGAAAUUCAAGAAUAGGUGGUGGGGUGAUGGUACACCACCUUCCAAUUUUACAUAAUAUAUUGGAGAACUCAGCAGGGAAGCACUGAAUUAAAAUAAGACCUAUCCUGCAGUCAUACAUGAGUAACUUUACUUACAUUAGUAAUCCCACUGGACAACUUAAUAAAUAAAGGUACUCACGUGCAUAAGUUUUUGCAGGGUAAGGUCUAGCACUCAUUCAAAAUCAAGUGAAAAUCUGUCUAAAAGAUUCUUUUAAAUGAAUUAAUGUUUUUGAUUCCCUUCCACUCCCAGUACCAAGUGUGCCCCAUUAUUCUGAAACAAUAGUAAAAGAAUAAAUUUGAAAUACGUUCUUUUUAGUUUAAUAAAUUAAGAGUUAAUCCAUAUAUAACAUUUUGUGCAGCUACACGUUGACAGGUCAUCUAGAAUGAAUAUUUGUUAUCUCAUAGUAGCGAAAUAUCUUUACUCUUCUAGAUGAUGUCAAGGUAAUUCAUUAAUUGGUACAUUUAAUUUGUACCAUUAUAUGAUUGAUACAGUUCUGAUGUUUUAACUCUGUCCAAAUUUUAUGCUCUAUUCAGUUUAUUUUUGGGUGCAGUAAAAUUUCUUUUACAUAGUGAGCUGUUUUUAAUGGAGAAAUAUUUUUAAAAUGUCAAGCCGUAUUGAUUUUUUUAAAAAAUUAAAAUUGAUUUGAUAGACAGAAAUGUCUUCCUCCUUUAGAAUCUUUCUUUGGUUAAAAUUGUACACUUAUCGUUUCCCCAUAAUUUAUUCCUACUCCUACCCUUCACUUACAAGCAGAGACUUUCGCAGGCAAUUAAUCUAAUUGCAUUUGAAAGGAUAUUUGGUGGAAAACUGAGUGACAUGGUGUUGAAAGAAACAUUGCAUUUAUCAGAAUAUUUUUUUUAUGUAAUUGAGAUGAGCAUUUCUGUAACGUUUUCUGUAGAAACGUUUAAUCAGCAUACUGUGUGUUACAGUAUGUGUCUACUGUGUUUCUUUGGCAGUUUGCAUUGUUAGCGUAGUCCUCCAUUUUAGAAUCCUUAAAGGUAGCCUGCUUAUCUAGUUCUUGUUUUAAUUGAGCUAAAUGGAAAAAUUGUGUAUGAUACCCAUAUACCGAAGGAAAAGGAUGGGGGGAGCAUUCAACACAAUAAGAUACAUUAUAAGAUACAUUAAAAAAAACUUACCUGAUGUGUUCCUGCUUUUACUAGCUUCCUAAAAUCAUGCAGCUAGUAGUUUGAAAACAAUCCCUUACUCUUGUAGGCCAGCUCCAGGUUAGCAAUGGCAGCACAGCAGAAAUUAGUUGAGGAAAGUAAACUUAAGAUUAUUUUUUGUGCUGAAUGUCUCUUACUGUGUCUUACAGAAUAUUUUAGCUCAUAUACAAAAUAAAGGCCUUGCAGGAAAUCUUCACACCCAAAAUAAUAAUAAUAGUAAUAGGCUAGGGAACCAAAUUUUCUGUUUAAUUUUAGCCUGUUGUGAUCCCCAUUCUUUUUAUAAAAUUUGGAUCUUUAUUUAAAUACUUUAGUCUCAACUUUACAUCUGAUAAAUAUGCCUGUUUUUAAAUGUCAAGGUCAGUAACUCUGUCAAAAGAGGGUUUUCAACUCAGCUCAUUCUGCUAUAAACUUCAAAAUGUGCUGCCAAAUUCUUUUUUUUUUUUUCUUAUGUCUCCUUGUCCUCGCACCCUCUGAUGCGGGAAUCUGGAACAGAUAGCAUCAUAAUGCCACCAACUGGAAGCAAGAAUGCAAAGAACUGCUAGAUCCUGCCCCUGGACAUAUAAGCUUCAGCACCGUCCCCUCAGUUUGCCUUUCCUCCUUUGGAAGCCUGGAGCCCUUGCCUCAGCUUUCCUGUCAUCUCUUUUCACUUUUUCUCUUUUGUGGGGACUUUAAAGAAAAAAUGGGACAGAAUUGAGGAGUGGGGAGAGAGAAGUAAGAAGCCAGUAGCAGUUUCUCAGAUGGAGAGUUGAAGGCAGAGCAAAUUGCUGUUUGGUUAAGCACCACCCUGCAAGGGGGUUUCAUCUGGGGCCAACUGUUCAAAUGGAUAAAACAUAAAUGCCACCACUCAGGGAUGGUAUGCCCAGUCUGCACCCCACCUCUAAAGUGGGAGUGGCAGCUCCCCUUCCCAGCCCUUGGCAGGCAUCCCUCUCUGAAGGGUCUUUGGCAACCUCCCUCCCAAAUGUAUUUCUAGUCCUGAAAACCCAGCCUUAGGAGAGAGGGACCAAGAUCUUGGCCGUGAUCUGCUCCUGGACUUAGAUUAAGCCUCCGAGCCCCUUGGUUGAUCUGAUGCAGAUACCAGUGUCCUCUGCAUUCUCUGUUUAGAGACCCCCAAAGAUACUGUUUUCAAGCAUACAUGGUUCUUCGCAGAAGAGGGGGUUAUCUUUUCCUUCCACUUGGCCAUCCUGGACCUUGCGUCCAAGGAAUGGAACUGGGUGGACCUAUGCAUCCAAGACUCUCACCCUAAGGCCAGAUGUUAUCUUGUUUCUCCUGAGGAACCAGACAAAGUAUUUGCUAUUUCUAGGGUGGAUGCAUAGGCCUUAUGUCUCACUUCUAAAUUGUUCUAAUGGAGUAUAUGUCCACCCUACAGACAAGACUGGGAGUCGACUUGGCCCUUAGUACAGCUUACAAGCUCGCAGUAGUGACUUUGAAUAUUGCAGCUCAUUUUGCUGUGGAGCCUAAGCUCUGUGGGUGGAUCUCAGAAGGAUUUCUCCUCUGCUUUUCCUGUGACACCAGAACUACGAGGCUUUCUCCACUGUCCCCUGUUCUAUAGAAGCUGCUUCCUUUUUGUGUAAAGCUGCCUGCAUGCGGAGUUUCCACUGUGGAUCAGAGACACAUUUGGCUUUGGGAGUGGAAUGCAGAUGAGGGAGUAAAGUCAAAGCUGGCCAGUCGCCCGUUUUAAAGGGCUUAAUCUCUUUGACUGUCUAGAUGCUGCUACCAAGAGUUAUGUAGAUUCUUCUAAGAACCACCCCCCAUCCUCGGGGAGUGUGCCCCCCUUUAUCCCUUGCUGAAAGCCCAUGCUCAGGUGUGGGCAGGGGUCCUCUUCGGUAUCCUAUGACAGGUCAGCCCUUGGUUCUGUGGGAUUCAGGUCUUUCGUGGGCCCAGGAGGCUGCUGUUUAAACACUUCUUUCCGCUGUUUCCCAAAGCAGCCCGGUUGCAUUCAGGCCAGGUCCAUCCCCAUAGCUCAUCAGCCCUGCCAUCGUUGGAAGUCGUUUUCUGAUAUUUGUGAAAAUGUGAGCCCGCCUCCACCUCAGAUGCCUGAUAACCUUACUCAAGCCCCUUCAGCCUCAUGUCUUCUAGAGUCUCAGGACCUCUUGCGGCCCACAUCACUGGGGAGAAAUCUAUCGUAAACCUAAAUGAUACAUCAUGGAAGUGAUUUUUUUUAAACCUGAAAAAAUAUUCCAAUAUUUCAAUUUCAUACUUUUUGUUCAGCUGAUGGAUUAGCUCAGAAAUUACUUGUUCUAAAACCCUUUAUAUCUAACAAGACCAUGGGAGAGAUCCAAACGCCUCUCUGGCCCUUUUAUGCUGAGUUAUAGGGCCAUAGCAAUGUAAAGGGGCCUUAAAAUCCCCAGUUCCAGUUGUUAGAGAAUUCCUCUAGGGCAGGCACUGAGGAAGAUAGCCAUAAGGCUGCUUUUUGGGGACCCUCUUGCAAGUCCUGGUAUAGGUGGUAUGCCUAUGGUACGUGUGGGGUGUGGAGGGAUGUGUCAGGCAGAGACGCCAGCAUCAUGGAGAUUGCAGCAGAUGCUGUGGUCCGCGGGGCAGCCCUUAGAGAUUACUGUAAUUUAGACAGGCUUCCAGGGGUGUCUAAACUACACCGGGGCCUCUCUAGUAUAAGGAGGGAGCAAAGGUGGUUGAAAGCCACCAUAGUGCCCCUUCUCCCUGGGCUGAGAAUUCUGUGCUGCUGCUCUUAGAGGAUUUUUAGCCAAGACUACUACUUCUCAUCAGUAGCUUAAAAACUGGAAUAUUUUCAAGUCACUUGUUUGUCAUCUUGCUGUACAGAGGCAUUUGGGUCAGAAUGUUAUUGAGAACUUCUACCAUUCUUUUAUUUUUAAAUCUACUGGUUAGAUUUAUUGUCCUGUAAAAUAUUCUUAAAGCUUAUUUUGUUUGUAAACGUGCACCUUUUAGUGCCAAUGUCCAGACAGUAUUGUAUACACUGGGAAGGUGAACAAAAUUCAUACAAUAGUAUAUUUUCUACGCUGUUAAUCUUACUAUAAAUAUUUUUUCUACAUAGAUUCUAUUUACAAAGUGACCAUUUUAGUGUUAAAAGGGUAACCUUUUUCAUUUGAAUGUACUGCAGGCUUUAUAUCUGUAAGUCACGUGACAGCAAAAGGAAUUUUGUGUGCCUAUGUAUUUUUUGUACUGGCUUUAAAUAAAUACUUUUUUCCUGAAA